Messenger RNA from Strongylocentrotus purpuratus (purple sea urchin), 1757 nucleotides. RefSeq names its product biogenesis of lysosome-related organelles complex 1 subunit 3-like. The record is from RefSeq and is a predicted model, not a curated record. The transcript is spliced from 3 exons. Gene Ontology annotation, cellular component: BLOC-1 complex. Bases 163 to 780 code for a protein of 205 amino acids. Lineage: Eukaryota; Metazoa; Echinodermata; Echinoidea; Camarodonta; Strongylocentrotidae.
UUAGAAAGGAACAUUUUCGGGCUCGGAAAACAGGACGGUCAAUAAUAUUGUUCAUGAAGUGUCUUUAGUUUUAAAGCCUAGUCUACUCCUGUAAAUCACACUAAUUAAACGGGUGCAGUUACAUUUUCUGUUGUUAUCGUCAUUCAUAUAAAAAAAAAAAGCAUGUCUACUAUUACACGAGUCGUUUCUGGGGAGGCAAGCGAAUCAGAUUCGGACGACGAACUGACUGCAGCAGCCGAGCUUGUAGCGGGCCGCAGCCAGUCGUCCAUCGGGGAGGAGCUGCGGCAAGCAGGUGUCGUGGUCCAGGGCGAGGCUUCGGAAACGGAUAGCGAGGAAGAUGAAGAAAUGCAUCUAGCUAGGGCAGAACAACAGCAAUUUCCUUCACAGUCAAACAUUCCACCGCUGAAAGUUAACCGAGCAUCUCGUUCUCCAUCCAUCGGCAGCCAGUCAUCCAUCAAGUCAGUCUCCUCGGCCUCGCAGGUCAAGGUGUCGCCGCUGGACCCGCCCCGGUACGACACCCUCCUCCACAGGAAGCUACGAGAGCGCAACAUCAGUCUUCAGGUCAGUCUCCAGGAGGCCGUAGCUCAGGCCAUACAGGCCAAGCACAAGGAGUUCAGCAACACCAACCAGAUGCUCACCAAGUCACAGAUGGUCAUCCAGGAUGUAUGCUACAGUAUGCGACAUUUCUCAGACGACAUCAAGCGCACCAAUGAAAAACUGGACAUCAUCAGUACAAGUGGAUAUUUGCCAGAAUUUAACUUUCCAUCCAAUGGAUCAUGAUGAGGCGCAGCUCCCAGAUGGUUUUUGGUUGUUUAUGUACAUUUAUUUGUACAUUUAUACACGUUGAUGGCGAUCAGUGAUACAAGUACUUACCUGCAGAAUGUCUUGACGGAAGUGAGACAAUUCAGUAAACUGAUGACAGACUAAAUCAUAAUAAUAUUGAUAGUUACAUUUAUGUUGCACACAUAUUCUAUUCCUCACACAUCCAUUGCAGGGGAUGUUCGAGGUGCCUUCAAAGUACUAGGUUACCCUGGCUUUAGGCCCACUGCCUAAAGGCUCUCUAAGCAUUCAUGGAAUAAUUUCCUACCAGGUACGGUAACUAUUUACCACACCUGGGUGGAGAGUGGUUAGUGUAGAUUAAUGUCUUGCCAAAGGACAUUAGUGCAGUGCAGUGCAGUGACAGGACUUUAAUCGCGAACCAAGCGAUUCAUGGUCUGGUGACGUAUCUGUUAGACCAUGACACCUCCAUGCCAAAGAGAAUAGAGAAAUCACUCUAUCAUGCAGAGUUCUAAAGGAGGGCAGGUGCAUUCUUCAGUAUAAAUUUCAACAGUUUCCAGAUUUCUUGGUCAUUAAUCUAUUAAAGGACAAUAAUAAAUGUAAAAAUAAACAUAAAUCAAGUCUUUCACUGUAAGACGUUUUAUUUCCAGCUUCAACUCGUAAUCCAAUUUGAGUGAGAAGUUUUAUCGCAGGGAACUUCAGCUGAGGAUACAAGUUUGUAGAGUGGAUGGAAACAAAAUGUGUUAUAUAUGUACAUGUAUGUGUUAUUCAAUAUUUCAAAAAAUAAUUUACCUGGACAGAAAGCAAGAAGUUAAUGUAAAUUGUCUUUUUUUCAAACACAAUUUUUUCUAAAAAGUGUGUUCAAAAGUACUUUUUUGUCUAUCCUAUUUGUUUACUUCCAAAUCGAGGCAGAAACCACUUGAGCAAAAUAAACAACUUUAAGGGGUUGGCGAUAGAUAAUGUUACAAGUAAACCAAAAA